This is a messenger RNA of Lates calcarifer (barramundi perch), 3268 nucleotides long. Its product is annotated as high-affinity choline transporter 1. The record is from RefSeq and is a predicted model, not a curated record. Gene Ontology annotation, molecular function: choline:sodium symporter activity. Gene Ontology annotation, biological process: choline transport; acetylcholine biosynthetic process; transmembrane transport. The transcript is spliced from 9 exons. The coding region runs from base 1101 to 2777 and encodes 558 amino acids. Gene Ontology annotation, cellular component: plasma membrane. NCBI's taxonomy places the organism in Eukaryota, Metazoa, Chordata, Actinopteri, Centropomidae.
UGACGAUGAGACGGGCAGGAGGAGGAGAGGAAGGCAGUCCUGAAUGAAUCCACGUUCAUCCAUACAGAGAGCCGACCGGACGCACAGCAGAGCGAUUUUGAGCAUGAUAACAUCACUUUUCCAAAAUGGAUUGGUUGCAUCCUUCAAGUCUCCCUCGAUCUUCAUCUUCCCUCCAAACUAUCCACCCGUGAGACAUCCAUGUAGAUAAAAACAGUAAUGAUAGUGUACAUAUAAAAAAAUAUACUUGAAACUUGAGACUACAUGUCAGAGUCUUUAAGGCAAUAAGGGCAGCAGUAUAGGUAUGAUGCUGAUGAACUGGUUGGUUUGUUAAUAGAAAGCGUCCUGGGGAUGGAGAAUGGACCUAGUUGGUCCUUAGCAUCUGUGCUCUCGUCUGUGUUGUUGCCAGGAGAUUCAGUUUGUGGUGUUUUGGCAGCUGAUAAAAAAGCGUGGGAGAUUAGCACCAUCCCGUAAUAUCACGUCCAGUUCUUUUUAAAAGAUAUCGUGCAAUUUGAAUGAUGGGGAGAAGGCAAAUAUUUGCUGACCUUGCUGUCUUUAUCGCUCUCACCAGUCUGGGUAAGAGGAGGCUGGCUCACAGUGAAUAUUUAAGUCUGUACAUGAAGAAUUACAUAUGCCUCCUUAAAUUAGUACAUUCAUAUUUUUGCAGCUGCCUUCUUGAAGUCAGUUGUGUAGCUGCAGUGGGUAAAUAACCCUAAAUAUGGAUAAAAGGAUAAGCAUGGAUUGAGUGUGUGUGAAUGUCACCAAUGUUGUGGCAAAAAAUGUGGAAAAACUGAGGUUAGUCUCCCAAACAACCACACAUUUCCUGACUCCCUCAGCUGCUUAAACAAAACAAAUUAAGUCAAAUACUUUAUGUACAGAAUAAUAUAUAAUGACAGUGUUAAUGCUACAUGAGUUGCUGGAAGGAAAUAAUAUAUACAUUUUUUAUAUUUAUAUAUUUUUUUCCUCCUCAGUUGGGUUUAUUGCUACUUGUAUAGAGUCACACCUCUGUCUGGAAUCUGAUCCUGCUUGUUUGAGAACAUAGUAUUAAGAGAGGUGGUGGGUCACUCAGUCACUCAGUCACUCAGUCAGUCAACUAAUACACAAUGAGCCUGAACGUACCGGGACUGGUGGUGAUGGUGCUUUUCUACCUGAUGGUGCUGGGCACCGGCAUCUGGGCCUCCAUGAAGUCCAAGCGGCUGCAGAAGGACAGCCAGGCAGACCGGACAGAGGUUACUCUGCUGGGAAACCGAGGGAUCAGUCUGGUGGUGGGAGUCUUCACCAUGACAGCUACAUUUGUUGGAGGAGGCUUCAUCGUUGGUCUGACAGAGGCAGUGUACACUCCAACCAUGGGACUGACCUGGGCUGUAAUGCCAGUGACAGCAGCCCUGUCUUUCAUUGUUGGUGGACUUUUCUUCGCCAAGAAGAUGAGAGAUAGGAAAUAUGUGACAAUGAUGGACCCGUUCCAGAUCAAGUAUGGAAACUUAAUAAGUGGAUUUCUGUCUGUGGCACUGCUGAUAUCUGACAUAAUCUGGGUGACAGGAACUCUCAUCGGCUUAGGUGCAACUAUGAGUGUGAUCCUAGAUUUGCCAUAUGCUCUUUGCAUUUGGAUCUCUGCAGCAGUAGCCAUCAUCUACACACUGCUGGGAGGCCUCUACUCUGUCGCCUACACAGACAUCAUACAGCUGACUCUCAUAUUCUUCAGUUUGUGGCUCUCUGUCCCCUUCAUUCUGACAAACCCAUAUUCAGUUGACAUCACCAAGACUGCUUUCAACUUUACCUACCAGGCACCCUGGAUCGGUACAGUGGAAAAAGAAAGAGCAUUCAGGUGGAUUGAUAAUUUCUUAAUAUUGUGUUUAGGGAACCUGGGAUAUCAGGACUUCCACCAGAGGACGCUGUCAGCUUCCUCAUCAGCCACAGCCAGGAUCACCUGCUUUAUUGCAGCUCCCCUCAUCUUCAUACUUGGAAUCCCUUCUGUGUUGGUUGGAGCAGUCGCAGCAUCAACAGACUGGAACAUGACCUCAUAUGGCUCCCUGUCACCAUAUGAGCGAGGAGAGGCUGGCCAGAUUCUGCCCAUUGCUCUGCAGCACCUCACCCCAAACUACAUCUCCAUUAUUGGUAUUGGAGCUAUAGCUGCGGCCGUGAUGUCAUCAACAGACUCAGCUUUGUUGUCAGCUGCCUCCAUCUUCACAUCCAACAUCUACAAGAACAUCCUGAGGACCAAGGCAUCAGAAAGGGAGCUCCAGUGGGUGAUCCGUGUCACUGUAGUGUUGGUGGGCUUGGCUGGCACAUCACUCACCUUCCUACACAACAGCAUCAUGGUUUUCUGGAUCCUGGGCUCAGGCAUAACCUACACCAUCAUGUUCCCUCAACUCGUCUGUGUUCUCUUCUUUGACAUCUCCAAUGGCUACGGCUCCAUCAUGGGCUUGCUAAUUGGGGUAUUAUUGAGAGUGCUGAGCGGUGAGCCUUCGAUAGGGUUGCCAGUUGUUCUCCACUUCCCAGGUUGCACUCUAGAGGAUGGUGUGUAUGUCCAGCGCUCUCCUAUUAUGACUAUCUGCAUGUUGUCCUCCAUCUUUGCCACUUUGUUUUUCUCCUACUUGGCUUCACUGCUCUUCAACAGAGGGCUGAUUCCUGAGAGGUGGGACGUAUUCAAAGUGAAAACCCACAAACCACCACAAAAACUAAUAUUAACAAGCAGUGGCACAACCAAACCAGACGAGGAGGAGAAACCUGAAGUUCAGAAUGAGACUGAAUUAAUGUUGACCACAAAUCAGCAGGACUGAGAGAGAAAUGAUUUAAAGCAACACAGAUAUGUUUUGGGUUUUUUUUGCCAUUAUUAUUUGUUUCUAUUUUUAUACCAAAUACUUAAUCUUUGUUAAAUAAUAAUCUUGGCCGCAGGAUGGUGUAAGAAUUCAUCACUUGCAACAAGUGCAUGUGUUAGUAAGUUGUAAUAAUUAUAUUUGUGUAAUUUCUUUAAUAAUAUUUUUGGGGGGUUUGAUUAACUGUUGACUUUUGUUACUGGUAAAUUACAAUAAUGCAAUUUUAUGCUUAACUAUCAAAAUAUCUGUAAAAGCUGGGCAGUACAUGAAUGAAAUGUGAAAAUGUGUAUAAAUAUCCAAGAUGAAUGAACGAGUGGAAUCUAAAGACAUACACCUCCCUCCCUUCUGUAGUGACACAUUCACUUCACAAAUCAUGGCCAUGUUUCUGUCCCUUACAGUUGCUACAGUUACUGUUUUUAAUAAUAAAAAGAACCAUUCCUAUGCCGGUUAAAUAA